UCUCCCUUCACGUGUGAAGGUGGGAUAUGUUAGAUAUGCGGUGAGAGCUUUUGUGUCCAAGCUGUUGUUUUGCCGGAAUUGUAAAAGGUAUGGACAUGUAUCAAGUGUGUGCCGAAGGAAUGUUGUUGAAGAAUCUGAGGUUGUACGAUGAUGUAAUUGUGAUGGCAACCGCAUUCCCAAUUCACCAGAAUGCCCGGUUGGGGUAAAGGAGUAUGUGGCAAGAGUCAGGGCUAUACAGCAGGUCUCCUACACGGAGGCACGUGAAAUAGUUGAAGGAGCGAAGGGAGUUGAAAAUAUGGCGGCGGAUGCUCCGCAGACUGUGGAGAUUGUGUUGUUCAAGUGUUACCGUAUACGCACUCCAUUAGGUGGCGACAAAGACCUUCAGCUAGAAUUAAUAUUCGUCUUGUGAAGACGAAGCCUUCCUCAAUACCGAGUUCUGAUUGGUUGUUAACACUAGCGGUCAGCGUCUCGUUGGAUGUGGAGGCCUCAUGGUUUACGAGGAGCAUACCAGGAGUAGUUGGAACACGCUGGCUGAACUGUGUGGGGAGGUGGGGGUAAAAAAUUAAUAAAAGCCUGUUGUAUUAUUGAUGUUUGACGAAGAAUAUCUCCCUUCACAUGUGAAGGUGGGGUAUGUUAGAUAUGCGGUGAGAGCUUUGUGUCGAAGCUGUUUUGCCGGAAUUGUAAAAUGUAUGGACAUGUAUUUAGUGUGUGCCGAAGGAGUGUUGUUGAAAAAUCUGAGGAGGUUCGUUAUUGUAAUUGUGAUGGCAACCACAUUCCCAAUUCCCCGGAGUGCGGGGUUAGGGUAAAGGAAUAUGAAGUUGCAAGGGUCAGGGCUAUACAGCAGGUCUCCUACACAGAGGCACGUGAAAUAGUUGAAGGAGCGAAGGGAGCUGAAUAUAUGUUGGCGGAUGCUCCGCAGACCUGGAGAUUCAGUGUUCAACAGUUGAGGGAAACUGAUAUGCUGAUCGUGAAGGUGGAUUUUAUGGUGUUUAUUGCACGUGAUUAAUUGUACUGCACAAACGAACAAAAAGUAAAAGAAACUGGACGUAGUAGUAUCUGCGGCUGAAAGGUUUUUGGGUUUCCAGGACUUCACUGGCGAAACAUUGCAAAGCUUGUCCGAAGAUUCUCUUCCUGUAGGGAUGGGCGUUGACAGUUGAACACAUUGAGUAGUUUUAUUUUAAUUAUUUGGGCUGAUAUACAGCCAAAACAGUAGGUGGCGGCAUGCACCUAUAGCAUUUGUUUGAAGACCGCAGUAAUAUUUAAAAAGAAGACCCCGUACAGUAGAUGGCGGCAAUACACCAGUAGGUGUAGUCUGCCAUAACUUUGAAGAAGAAGAACACUAGCGUUCUACACACUCACGAUGGCAGCGUCCUUAGGAAAGGUGUGCUCUUAUCAGCUGCAUCUGACUGCAGGGAGAUCUGGCAGUGACACGCUCCUCCUCAGAGCACAAGGAGCCCGACAGUUUCAGCAGGGGCCAUGGCAUUCAUUAUCCGGUGGGCGAGGGUGGUUCAGUGCAGCCUCUCUAGGCCUUCAGGCUCGCGUCAGGCCCUUUCCCCUCCUCAUCGCCACCGGCGGAGGCUACAUGGGAUACGACCAGUACGGCCGCUACAAGGACCGCGAGCUAACAAAGAUUGGCAUCGAGGUGCCUCCACGCAUCGCCAAUGACACCCAGGUUGCUCUGUACAAGACCAUCCCAACACGGCUGCUGUCUCGGGCCUGGGGUCGCCUGAACCAGGUGGAGCUACCGACCUGGCUGAGGAAGCCAGUUUACAGUCUGUAUAUCUGGACGUUUGGCGUCAACAUGCAGGAGGCAGCUGUGGAAGACCUAAUUCAAUACAGGAACCUGGGAGAGUUCUUUAGACGGAAACUCAAACCGGCUGUCCGGCCCGUGUGCGACUCGCACUGCGUGAUCAGCCCAGCAGAUGGGAAGAUCCUGCACUUUGGGCGGGUGCGGAACUGUGAGGUGGAGCAAGUCAAAGGAGUCACCUACUCUUUGGAGACCUUCCUGGGACCCCACACCUGGGCUGAGGCCAUCAACAGUACCAUCAAGCCAUCAAAUGAAGAGGACCCCAGCUCAUUCCAGGAUCUGCUGGUGACUAAGGAGGGGAAUGAGCUGUUCCACUGUGUGGUGUACCUGGCUCCAGGAGACUACCACUGCUUCCACUCCCCCACAGACUGGAGGGUGGCCCACAGAAGACACUUCCCUGGCUCUCUGAUGUCAGUGAACCCUGGCGUGGCUCGCUGGAUCAAAGAACUGUUCUGCCAUAACGAGAGGGUGGUGCUGAGCGGAGAGUGGACGCAUGGCUUCUUCUCCCUCACCGCCGUAGGAGCCACCAACGUGGGCUCCAUACGCAUCUACUUUGACAAGGAGCUGCGGACCAACAGCCCGCGCUACAGCAAAGGCUCGUACAACGACUUCAGCUACUUGUCCAACAACAACCAGGAGGGCGUGAGCAUGAGGAAAGGGGAGCACCUGGGAGAGUUCAACCUGGGCUCCACCAUCGUCUUGCUCUUCGAGGCUCCGCACGACUUCACCUUCAACCUGAAGGCUGGCCAGAAGAUCCGCUACGGAGAACCCCUGGGGACUAUGUGAGCCAAGAUGGCUAACCAGAGACACUUUCUGGGGGAAACGGCUAAACUAAAAGAAACUGAUGGACACGCUAACGUGUGUGUACAGAUCUGAGGGGAGGCAUACAGGCUAACUUGCAAACUGACUGACACACACGUACUCAUUCAUACACUGACAUUCAGUACAUGCACUGUACUGUACAUUGAAAUUGAAAGACGUACGGCUAUCCAUACGAUGCACUGACUGACUCACAGCGAAAACUCACAAGCCACCACUGUUGCUUUACCAACAAGGGGGUCUCCCCAUUCCAUCGACUAAUUUCAAUUAACUAUUUACUUAUUUUGACAAUUGAUUAGAACCAGUACCUAGACCAACAACAGUAAGAUAGACCAGCAAAAGCAAGAUAGUUUACAGCAAUUAGUUACAUUUUAUUAACCUAUUUUUUAAAAUUAUUUUUUAGAUACAUUUGACCCAUAUUGCCUUUUGUCAGGGGUCUCCUCAUCAAUGGGGAGUUCCUCUGAGGUUUCAGACACGAGCAGCACUAGCCUGGUCCCAGAUCUGCUUAGUGCCGUGUAGCCCAACUCCUAUAACCGUUGGCCAUACAUCCCAAACAGAUCUGGGACCAGGCUAGAGAGCCGCGAGACACAGCCACACACAGGGUAACCCCUGUCACACACAGCCACUAUCAUGUGGACAGGCUUCCCUAUACAAUAUACACACCUACAGUAAACACACCACGAAGGAAUGUACCAGAGACGAUAUACACAGCUACCCCCUUCCUUCUCCUCCUCUUUCCCUCCCUCCUUCACUCUGAUACUGAAUGCCUUCUGUCUCUCACACACACUCUCCGUCCGCACUGCUGGCUCUCCCUCUUCUGCCAUCCCCAGAGAAGGUGCUUGUGUUGGGAUGAUUAUGUGGACCUCCCCUCCCCCCUCCCUGUCAUGGAGGUAAAUACUGUUACGAUUCCUCCCAGUCAAAUGUGUCUGGGUCGUAUUCAUUAGGCACCCGCCACAAGAAAACUGUCUGAAACCAGGCAGGAGUACCUGGACUUGGGCCAAUAGGAACUGCUUAUUUUUGGUAUCUGGUAAAAAAAACACGUUUUGCUACGGUGUGCCCUAAUGAAUACAACCCUGUUGUAUUAAGCUCAUGGUGUACGAUCUCUGCCAUCCCAGCCAUGCAUUAUUAAUCAUCAUUAGUGGUAGCUAGUAGUGCUGCCUGCUGCCAAUUUACUGCUCCUGUAACCCUAAAUGACUGCUAAAAGGGGUAUGUCACAUUUAGAUUAGACAUUGUUUAACAUAUGAUAAUGAAGUGAUGACUACAGUGAUUUCUAUGAAGAUGAUGAUGAUUUAUAACGUGUGUUAAUCUAACCCAAUUCAUGAAUGGACUAAAUCCUGAUGUAUUCCUCUGAAUGGAGCCAUACCUUUUAUCUGACCAUCGUUACAAAAACAAACCCAUGCCUACGUGCAGCACGGGUGGUAGGAUCAUGGGAGAGAAUGUGCAAACUGGUACUUUUUGUCUUCUGCUGUUCGGUUGAAUUGGAAUAAGUUGUUAAACUAGAAGGUAUCUGCCAGUGAUAAUAUUAAAAUAAGUUGGGCUAAAAUAUUUUGUUAAGACUGUAAAACGUAUGCUGAUAUCAAUACUAACGACUGUGACACCCUUGGCGGAACAUUCAGAUGCCCAGGGCUGAGCUAUUUAAAGCUAUAUUUUUUUCUGUAUUUCUGUUUAGAUUUUCUAGUAGUGCCAAAAAUGCAGUGUUUUUUGGUUAUUGUUUUUCGAUGUAUUCAACAAAAAAAAUGCUUUGAACAAAUGUGGACUUUCUGGCGCUUUGUGUUUCUGCUGCUGGACUAUUUAUUGCUCUGUUUGAGGGGGUAGAGACCUCCUCUGACUCUGACCCCUCGGUAAAGGAACUUUGACCUCUAGCGUAUGGCGAGCGGGGGUCACAGACAUGAUGGACCGGGGAGAUGCCUGUGACACCAAACCCCUUGGCUACGUCAUCGUUCCACAAAUAGUGUCGCAUACAGAAACCAAAAUGCCAGGGUCUGGCCUGGCCACUGCCUGUUGCAUACUUGUUUUUAUAUGUACAUUGUAAUAUACUUGAAUCAUGUGACUCAUUCAACACUACAUAGAUUUUAAUCUCACAUUUUUUUUAGAAGCAAGAAAACAUGUCUAAUAAAUUUUUGCGUAUUCUUAAAAAAA
Coregonus clupeaformis (lake whitefish) is the source of this 4765-nucleotide messenger RNA. RefSeq names its product phosphatidylserine decarboxylase (gene pisd). Gene Ontology annotation, cellular component: mitochondrion. The coding region runs from base 1361 to 2593 and encodes 410 amino acids. The record is from RefSeq and is a predicted model, not a curated record. NCBI's taxonomy places the organism in Eukaryota, Metazoa, Chordata, Actinopteri, Salmoniformes, Salmonidae. Gene Ontology annotation, molecular function: phosphatidylserine decarboxylase activity. Gene Ontology annotation, biological process: phosphatidylethanolamine biosynthetic process. The transcript has 8 exons.